Messenger RNA from Humulus lupulus (European hop), 3602 nucleotides. RefSeq names its product alpha,alpha-trehalose-phosphate synthase [UDP-forming] 1-like. Gene Ontology annotation, cellular component: cytosol. Gene Ontology annotation, biological process: trehalose biosynthetic process. NCBI's taxonomy places the organism in Eukaryota, Viridiplantae, Streptophyta, Magnoliopsida, Rosales, Cannabaceae. The transcript is spliced from 18 exons. The record is from RefSeq and is a predicted model, not a curated record. Gene Ontology annotation, molecular function: alpha,alpha-trehalose-phosphate synthase (UDP-forming) activity. The coding region runs from base 386 to 3211 and encodes 941 amino acids.
UGGCCUUGGCCUGUGAGUGGAGAGAUUUUUCUGCAAAGUCUUUCUGGCCACAGCCGAAAUAUCGGUUUAGCCAACUUGACUUGCUUUCUUCCUUGUUCGUUUUCAAUUUCACCGCCUUGAUAUAUAUAUAUAUAUAUAUAUAUUCAUUUCAGAACCUAAAGAAGGCUUCACUCACUCUCAUCACUCUCUCUUGCUCGCUCGCUCGCUCUUGCUUUUCGAGAACUCAGCAACGAUCUACAUUCUUCAUUCGGCUAUGUAUUGUAGUAGCUGGUUUCAUUGGUUUCUUUCAAGUGUUUGAAUUGGAGUGAGAAUUAUGAAUAAGUAAGAGUGACCUUUUUUGGUUUCGGAAUCUGUAGGCAUAUAUUCUGCUAGACAAUCAUAUCAUAUGCCAGGGAACAAGUAUAACGGCAAUUCAUUAACGCCCAGAACAAGAGUAGAAAGACUACUGAGGGAAAGAGAAUUAAGAAAAUCGAAUCGGUCUAUCCAUUCGAAUGAAGAAGCAAAGGACGGAAGCAGACAGGUUGAAUUGUUUGGGAAUGAUACACUGUUAGGGGAGGGUGACACUCCAGGCUUUUUCAAUGAAGAUGAGAAUUUAGAAGGGGCAACUCCAAGGGUCUUUCUUGAUGGCUGUGAAAGGCAAGAUGGACAUGGACGACCUUCUAAGCAGCGUUUGUUGGUUGUAGCCAAUAGGUUGCCUGUGUCUGCAAUUCGAAAGGGUGAGGAACAAUGGUUACUUGAGAUAAGUGUUGGGGGUUUGGUUAGUGCACUUCUAGGGGUGAAGGAGUUUGAUGCUAGAUGGAUUGGUUGGGCUGGUGUAAAUGUGCCUGAUGAGACUGGACAAAUUGCACUAACCAAAGCUUUAGCUGAAAAGAGGUGCAUACCAGUAUUUCUUGAUGAGGAUAUAGUUCAUCAGUAUUACAAUGGUUACUGUAACAACAUAUUGUGGCCACUUUUUCAUUAUCUUGGGCUUCCACAAGAAGACCGCCUUGCAACCACCCGUAGUUUCCAGUCACAAUUCGAUGCAUACAAGAAGGCGAACCAAAUGUUUGCUGAUGUAGUGAAUGAGCAUUAUGAGGAGGGAGAUGUUGUGUGGUGCCAUGAUUAUCACCUAAUGUUUCUACCAGAAUGUUUAAAAAAACAUAACAACAACAUGAAAGUAGGUUGGUUUCUCCACACACCCUUUCCUUCAUCAGAAAUUCAUAGGACACUCCCGUCUCGAUCCGAGCUCUUAAGAUCUGUUCUUGCUGCUGAUUUGGUUGGUUUCCAUACAUACGAUUAUGCAAGGCAUUUUGUGAGUGCUUGUACUCGUAUACUUGGGCUAGAGGGUACACCUGAAGGAGUAGAGGACCAAGGAAAGCUUACUCGUGUUGCAGCGUUUCCAAUUGGCAUAGACUCUGACCGGUUUGUUCGAGCUUUGGAAAUUCCUCAAGUCAAGGAACACAUGAAAGAACUGAAAGAGAGAUUUGCUGGUCGGAAGGUGAUGCUGGGGGUUGAUCGUCUUGACAUGAUCAAAGGAAUUCCACAAAAGAUUUUGGCUUUCGAAAAAUUCCUAGAGGAAAAUCCAAGCUGGCGUGAUAAAGUAGUUCUACUUCAAAUUGCUGUGCCAACCAGAACAGAUGUUCCAGAAUAUCAAAAGCUUACAAGCCAAGUUCAUGAGAUUGUGGGACGCAUUAAUGGGAGAUUUGGAACUCUUACUGCUGUUCCCAUACACCAUCUGGACCGAUCUCUUGACUUUCACGCAUUGUGCGCUCUGUAUGCUGUUACUGAUGUUGCACUUGUUACUUCUCUUAGAGAUGGAAUGAAUCUUGUGAGUUAUGAGUUUGUUGCUUGCCAAGCAUCCAAGAAAGGAGUUCUCAUUCUGAGUGAGUUUGCAGGUGCAGCACAAUCGCUUGGUGCUGGUGCCAUUUUAGUAAAUCCAUGGAAUAUCACAGAAGUUGCUGCUUCCAUUGCUUAUGCUUUGAAUAUGCCAGCUGAUGAAAGAGAAAAGAGACACCAGCAUAAUUUCAUGCAUGUAACAACUCAUACAUCUCAAGAAUGGGCUGCAACCUUUGUUAGUGAACUUAAUGAUACUAUUGUGGAAGCUCAACUGAGGACUAGGCAAGUUCCACCUCUACUUCCUAUGAAAGAAGCCGUUGAUCACUAUUUGGAAUCCAAUAAUAGAUUGCUUAUACUGGGGUUUAAUGCCACAUUAACAGAGCCAAUUGGCGCGCUUGGGAGAAGGGGUGGUCAAAUUAAAGAAAUGGAGCCUAAACUGCAUCCAGACCUCAAAGAACCAUUGAAGAAACUAUCUGAGGACCCUAAAACAACUGUAGUAGUUCUAAGUGGCAGUGACAGAAAUAUCCUAGAUGAUAACUUUAGUGACUACAACAUGUGGCUAGCAGCAGAAAAUGGGAUGUUUUUGCGUCUUACUGCAGGGGAAUGGAUGACUACAAUGCCUGAGAAUUUAACUAUGGAAUGGGUUGAGAGUGUGAAGCAUGUUUUCGAGUACUUUACUGAAAGAACACCUCGAUCACAUUUCGAGCUUCGUGAGACAUCACUUGUCUGGAACUACAAGUAUGCAGAUAUCGAGUUUGGAAGGCUUCAAGCAAGAGACAUGCUGCAACAUCUCUGGACAGGUCCAAUCUCAAAUGCAUCUGUCGAUGUUGUCCAAGGUAGCAAAUCUGUCGAGGUUCGAGCAGUUGGUGUUACUAAGGGUGCAGCAAUUGAUCGAAUCUUAGGAGAAAUAGUUCACAACAAAGGCAUGAAAGCACCUAUUGAUUAUGUCCUAUGUAUUGGACACUUUCUCCCUAAGGACGAAGAUGUGUACACAUUUUUUGAGCCAGAGCUACCAUCCGAAUCGCCACCAACACCAAGAACCAUACUAACCAAUUCAAUCACUCCAUCGUUGCCAAAGUUUGCAGCCAGCAAAGGUAGCUCAAAGUCGUCUCGCCUUAACAAACAACGCUCCAUGUCUAUUAUAGAGAAGAAACAAACUACUACUAGUAAUAACAACAACAACAACAACAACAACAACAAUCAUGGGAGUUCGAAUUCUUGGAAGCCUACAUGGCGCGACAAGAUGUCUCUACAUGAGGGCUCUUCUGUUCUUGAUCUCAAGGGUGACAAUUACUUCUCUUGUUCUGUUGGACGAAAGCGUUCUAGCGCACGGUAUCUACUCCCGUCAUCAGACGAAGUUGUCACUCUCCUAAAGGAGCUGGCUGAGGGUGUUUAGAAGGGUCCAUUGAUGCAUCUUCUACUAGUACUACUCUUCUAAGUAGAGACCCAAAUGGCUGACAUUUUUACAUUUUGCUAAGCACAAAAAUUUUCAUUUUUUUUUGUCUUUUGGAUGUGUAGUAAGUACUACACAGAUGUAGACAUGUUCAUUUCGUUCGUUACUCUUUUGUAGCUAUGGAAACCUUGUGAUAUUCUUUUGUUGAAAUAAUAGUAGAAAGAGAGAGAGAGUGGGAGAGAGGAUAUAAUACUUAGGCAAGGCAAUAUAUGUUUAGUCAAAUCUAAGGUGAAAAUGUUAAGAAUUUAGGAUCCAAUUAUUUUGGAAUGAGUUCUUUAGAAGAAUUUGAUCACUUAGCUAAUUUUCUAAGAGAAAUGCUAGCAAUUUUUUUUUA